AUGGCGUUUGUCGACCUUGAGAAUGCACUUGAUCGUGUUCCUUGGAAUGCGAUCUGGUGGGCACUUCGUGUGGAAGAGUGGAUUGUGUGCCUGGUGCAAGGGAUGUAUACCAAUGCUCGAAGCUGUGUCUGCGUUGGUAACGGCUACAGUGAGGAAUUUGCAGUGAAGGUCAGAGUCCAUCAGGGGUCAGUACUCAGCCUUCUGCUCUUCAUCGUCGUGCUCGAGGUUCUUUCAUGCGAAAUCCGCGCCGGUGUUUCCUGGGAGGAUCUGUAUACCCUGGUUAUCAUUAAUGACUCAUUGGAUGAAUGUGUCAAGAGGCUCCUGACUUGGAAAGAAGCUAUGGAAAGGAAAGGACCGAGAGUGAAUGCAUGCAAAACCAAGUUCAUGAUCUGCGGUACGGGUCUUGACCAACUUCAUGACUCAGGCAACUUCCCAGGUGCUGUCUUUCGAACAGGUGUAGGCAGCAGCAGUAUUUUCUGCAAUGGCUGCAAACACCGGUUUCACAAGAAAUGCAGUGGGCUCAAGUACCUGUUUGAGGACCCUGACUUUAGGUGCUUAAGAUGCCAGAGAACGACUGGCCCUCUUGACGGCAAACCACAGUGA
This is a messenger RNA of Ostrea edulis (European flat oyster), 603 nucleotides long. RefSeq lists its product as uncharacterized. The record is from RefSeq and is a predicted model, not a curated record. Bases 1 to 603 code for a protein of 200 amino acids. The transcript has a single exon. Lineage: Eukaryota; Metazoa; Mollusca; Bivalvia; Ostreida; Ostreidae.